Molecule: messenger RNA, 3624 nt
Organism: Manis javanica (Malayan pangolin)
Lineage: Eukaryota; Metazoa; Chordata; Mammalia; Pholidota; Manidae
Gene: THAP6
Product: THAP domain containing 6
Source: RefSeq, a predicted model, not a curated record
GCAGCCUCGGGGCCCUCGCUCCUGACCGCGGGCGCCAUGUUCCAGGGCCGAAGUAGCCAUCUCCUCCACCUCCGCUCACACUCCGCGGACCCUUCCCCCAAGGAUGAAAACCACGCCCAGAGAAGCUGCGUAGCUCCACCACACCCCUUCCCGGCUGCAACUUCUCCCAGAGCCAAUAUGGCGGUGGAUCACGUGGUCCGGAUUUCCGGUUCCCAGGGUGACGGGGCGGAAGUGGAUGGAGACGCAAUCUCUGCUGUCGAUGUUAAUGCUGCCGUCGCUGCUAACGUUCUGUUACGAGUUCCUAAAAUCAUGGUGAAAUGUUGCUCGGCCAUUGGAUGUGCUUCUCGCUGUUUACCAAAUUCCAAGUUAAAAGGACUGACAUUUCACGUAUUCCCCACAGAUGAAAACAUCAAAAGAAAAUGGGUAUUAGCAAUGAAGAGACUUGAUGUGAAUACUGCAAGCAUUUGGGAGCCUAAAAAAGGAGAUGUGUUGUGUUCAAGGCACUUUAUGAAGACAGAUUUUGACAGAAGUGCUCCAAAUGUUAAAUUAAAACCUGGAGUCAUACCUUCUGUCUUUGAUUCCCCAUCUCAUUUACAGGGGAAAACAGAAGAGCUUCACUGUAGGAAAAACUUCACCCUCGAGACCCUGCCAGUCACAAACCACAAUCACCAGUAUGUUGGUGCUUCCUCAUGUAUUGAAGAAUUCCAAUCCCAAUUCAUUUUUGAACAUAGCUACAGUGUAAUGGACAGUCCAAAGAAACUUAAGCAUAAAUUAGAUCAUGUGAUCAGCGAGCUAGAGGAUACCAAGGAAAGUCUGCGGAAUGUUUUAGACCGAGAAAAAAGUUUCCAAAAAUCACUGAGGAAGACAAUCAGGGAACUAAAGGAUGAAUGUCUCAUCAGCCAAGCAACAGCAAAUAGACUGGAAGCUUUCUGUUGGGAGUAUUGUCAGGAGAGCAUAGAACGGGACUGUAUUUCAUGAAACAAUUUCAUAUUUUACCUAAAAUUAACAUUGGUACAGCUUUUUAGCAAAUAAUUCUUAUUUACCGUAUCAUUAAAUAGUAUCCAUUAUUUCAAGUGCUGCUUUGGAUCCUUUGCAGCACCACUUCUGCAUUAUAGUUCUUUGAAGAGUUCUUUGAAGAUGUGCAGAUGUGCAGGAAUGUGCUAGUUAUCAUGUUUUUGUGUGGCUCAUGACAAUUGUGUUUUUUAUAGACCAAAACUAGUGCCAGGUAGUACUCUAAGAUGUCAAAUGAUUUAAAAAAUUCUGCAGGACUAAGGAAAUGGUAUCAGAUUAGCCACAUUUAGUGGUGUUAUAAGGAACUAGACACUUACUUAGCAGCAUCAGAUUUUUGGCUUCACAAAUUUUUGAACAUUUUUGGCUUUACUUAUUAUGUAUGCUUUGGUAAGUAUGUUGACUUAUACUUUAUACCUGGAUUUUACUAUAAAGCAGAAUUCGUUUAUAACUCAUGUUUAUCUUAGAUCCAAUCCAGGGUACUUUUGAUAACAAUAAUACCAAAAGAUCUUUUUAUGAGGCAUCCCAUGGUACUGAGCCUCCGAAUAGUAUAUGGUGCAGAUCUAUUGGCUUUUAAAAUGGUUCAGAGCUGAGUAAAGAUGCUCCCUGAUGAGGCCUCAGCUUUUCAGUGCAUCACUCCUCCUCAGCACGUCAUUCCUCCGCACUAGGAGCACUCUGAUGGAAGCCAGCAUAGCUUGAAACAAGCAAAAAAAAGUCAUAAAUCUGGUUUUUAAAUGGCUAGUUGCUGACAGUUCUUCUGAACAUUUUGUUUAAUGGCUGCUAGUUCAUCAUAAAGAUGUAUCUUCAAAAUCUGAAUGCCAGUACCAGCUGAAUAUUUUUAAUGCCACUUUAUAUUUUACAAAGUAAUCUUGCUUAUAUUUUUAAAAAUAUAAAGUAUAGAAGAAACCAUUUAAAAAAUGAUUGUGGCUCUUCCCAUUGAGAGAGAAAUUGGAGAAAGAGUUAGAAUAUUUUCCUUAAUUAGGAAUGUAGAUUAGUGUCCAAGGGCUUUUAUUUGGAGAAAUAGGCAAGUAAAAUAGCAGCUCUCGAAUAGCUUCUUACUGAAUAUAUAAAAGAUAACUCAUUGCUAUUUUCUGAUUGAUCCAAGUGUCAGAAAUUUAGCUUUUCUCCUAAUUUCUUAUUAAAAAACAAGUGAAAAAAAAUACAUAAAAUAAAAUAAAUUAAAAUUAAAGAACAACUGAAAUUAAGUGUUAUAAAUACUGUGGGUUAGAAUAAAAAUUAGUAGCCCAAAGCCAAAUUCUACUUUGAUGUACAUGUACAUAUGUGAACCUCAUUCAGAUGCCUAUGUUAUAAUAGAAUUUGAGUAUCAGUUGUUUCAGUGUGUUAACUGAAAAUGCAUUUUGUGCUAAAAUGGUCAUUGAAAUUUUGUGUUAUAUUAAUAUCAGCAAAGAUAUGAUCACUUGAAUUUUCUUUGCAUUUAAGAAUUUUCUAUGUUAAUGCAUGCUAUAUUUUUACGUAGGAUUCCAGACCUUCCCUCUAAAUGGGAUUUUACUCACACUUGAGAGAGAAGCAUUAUGCUAAGAAAAAAAUCACUGAGGUCAUAUCUUUCUACCACCUUACAAAAACUGUCAUUAGCUACCAAUUAUUUAUUUUAGUUAUGUAAUUUUGAAUUCAUAAUGGACAUUCUAAUGGGAAGUUUGGGUUUGGAUAUGAUACUAGGUUUUAUGAAGAUACUGUGAUAGAGAUGGAGACUUUUUCCCUCACCCUAUUUUUGAGUAUAAAAAUUAAAGUCAGCAGACAAUGGAGAAAAGUAAGAGGAUAAAUCCAAACACAGUAUAUCCAAAUAUUAGCUCCCUACUGGCUGCUUCGAAAAAGCAAGUCCCGGAGACCAUUCCUAGAGUCAAGUCCCAGUCUCCGCCACUAUUACAGCUGCCACAGUCAUGUUUACAGCUUGUGUUCACAGUGAGCUCAGUCCUUCUGUUCUUUUUCAUUAUUAGUAGUACAACUGAGAAAUUGGUAACUGGGGGCAAAAAUAUUGAUAUCGUCAAGGACCUGGAACUACCCAUUUCCUCUUAAUUCUUAUGGAAAAAUGAUUAUCAGUUGAAAUCUGAUAUAAGAAAUAGGGUCCUCCUCACCUGCCACCCCAAACAAAUGCCUGAAUACAGUAAAUACCUCAGUCCUCAGUUCCAGAGAUUCCAGCCUAGCCUGGGGAAAAACUGUUCUGUGCAAAGCAAAACCAACCUUCCCCCAUCCAAAGUUCUUCAAGCAGCCAAGGCCAACCCAGGAGUCUCAUUUUGCUUUAAAACUUGUAGUGGUCUCUGGAUCCUGGAACAAACCAAUCCACCAGUGCAAUCUCAGCACCAAAUCAGGUACGAAGGACUUUUCUUGAUAUGGCACUUUUCUCCAUAUCAAGUUUAAAUCUCUGGAAAUAGAAUUGGUUGCUAAAUAUAACCAACCACAAUUACACCAUAGUCUUUAACUUGAGAAAAAUUGAAAUGUAUUAAAGUAUAUUUUUAGUGUUAAUAAAAAGGUAAAAUUAUUAUAGAAAUAACUGAGAAUGGAAGAAUCCAUUAUAUAUUUGAGAAAUACAAUAUUUUCUCCAGUAAUGUGCUCUGUGUGGUUUGUAUACAGUUGUUCAAUAAAAUGAGCAAAAAAAAA